AUGUCAAAGGUUAAUGAGGUGUUAAAUAAUCUAACUGUUGGGAAGCGAGCAUCAUUUGUGGACUUUGACGCAUACAAUUCAGCAUAUGGUGAUGCACAGGGACUGCUCGCUGGAUAUUGUGGAUCAUUGGCAAUUGAUUGUAAUUUGUUCCCGAUUAGUUUUGAGAGGUGGUCAGGGCAAUCAGGCAUGCCUAAGAAGUACAUGGAAGACUGCUUUGAAACAAUAUUGAAGCCUCGAUUUCUUUUUCGGGUAUGUGAGUCCAUUGCAUACAGAUAUUGCAAUAGUAGCAUUUCAAAAAAGUGGGCUACACAUAGGCAGAGAUUGUGGAAUGAAUAUUUUGACCCUGCAAGAAGCAAAAAUGAGAUCAUUAGUAAUGUGCCAUCUGGUAUAAAUAAAGAUCAAUGGGCUAGUUUUGUUGCUUACCGUCUGAAACCAUCAACAAUGGAGCUUUGUAGAAGAAAUAAGGAAAUCCAGAGGAAGCAAAAAAUGCCACACACUGGUGGUUCAAAGGCUAACUCGAGAAGACGUUAUGAGAUGUUUCUGGAAACUGGUAAAGCUCCUAGUCGAGGAAAAAUGUUUAUUGAAACUCAUAAGAGAAAGAACGGAUCAUUUGUGAAUGCUGAGGCUCAAACUAUAGGGGAACAAAUUGAGUCACAUAUGACUCAUUGUAACACUAAUGAGUCUGAAGUUUCCCCAGAAGAUAUUGUUGGUAAGAUAUUAGGGGCAGAACACUCUGGGAGGGUAAGAUGUAUGGGUAUGGGAGCAGCUCCAUCAAACACAUUCUUGAAUACAAAGCGACGACUUAGCGAGCUGAGCAUUUCUUCAUCUAGCUAUGAUGAAUCAUCUGCAACUUCUACAUAUUUGCAUCAAAAGGUUGCGCGUUUGGAGUCCAAACUUGAAGAAACCUUCAGUGUGCUGAAGAAUUACAUGAUAUCUAAGGAAGGAGGGAUUCCUGAAGAAUUAGCUACUAUGACUGAAAUUGUUUCACAUAUGGAUGAAGAGGCUCAUCAAGCUGAUAACAAUGCAAAUCACCAAUCAAAUGCUUAA
Messenger RNA from Solanum verrucosum, 1047 nucleotides. RefSeq lists its product as uncharacterized. The transcript has 6 exons. The record is from RefSeq and is a predicted model, not a curated record. NCBI's taxonomy places the organism in Eukaryota, Viridiplantae, Streptophyta, Magnoliopsida, Solanales, Solanaceae. Bases 1 to 1047 code for a protein of 348 amino acids.